Sinocyclocheilus grahami is the source of this 581-nucleotide messenger RNA. Its product is annotated as mitogen-activated protein kinase kinase kinase kinase 2-like. Gene Ontology annotation, biological process: intracellular signal transduction; protein phosphorylation. The transcript is spliced from 3 exons. The record is from RefSeq and is a predicted model, not a curated record. Gene Ontology annotation, molecular function: ATP binding; MAP kinase kinase kinase kinase activity. NCBI's taxonomy places the organism in Eukaryota, Metazoa, Chordata, Actinopteri, Cypriniformes, Cyprinidae. Gene Ontology annotation, cellular component: cytoplasm. Bases 231 to 527 code for a protein of 98 amino acids.
GCUAGUGUGAGAAGGACAGGCUGAAAGAUUACAAGGCGAAGACCGUGAUUGCCCUGAUAAACUUGAUGUGUACAUCUUUUUCUUUUUUGCAUUGCGUUAUAAUUAAAUUAAAUACGUUUUAUUAUUACAUCUUUUGAUGACAGCGCACCAGGAUGAGAUGAGUUUACUGCACAUCAAACUGUGUGACAGCUGCUGUCAUGAAUAAGUGAAACAUACAAAGAGCUGCGGGCAUGAAUACUAUAGGAGUUUCAUUUUUAGAUCCCUUGGAUGAUUAUGAGAUUAUUCAUCUGAUCGGGAGCGGCACUUAUGGAGAAGUCUUUAAGGCUAGAAACAUUAGGAGCUCAGAAAUGGCUGCUAUCAAAAUUGUUAAACUGGAUCCAGGUGAUGACAUCACCUCCAUCCAGCAGGAGAUAACAAUGAUGAAGGAGUGUAAGCAUAAGAACAUUGUGGCCUAUUAUGGCACUUACCACAGGUACAGUAAUGUUUGUGCCUUGCCUGGUAUUUCUCCAGUAGUUGUCAGGGCAUAGAAAGGUGCAUUCUACAACAUGUUUUAUACCCCUACAGGCAGUUACACAAUCAGA